AUGGAUUUGGUGGAAUGGCAUGCUCCAAUCCUUAUGGUGAUCACUGAAACCAGGAUAAGUGGUGCUAGAGCAGAUGAGAUCAUUGAAUCUCUUCCUUUUGAUGGGCAUGCAGUGGCUGACACCAUUGGAUUUCCUGGAGGAAUAUGGUUGUUGUGGCGCUCAGACUUGGUGAAUGUGGAUGUCCUGGCAGCAACAGAGCAAGAGAUCCAUGCUUUGAUACGGGUAAGGUCUCAAACUCUAUGCUGGUUAAUUAGUGCAAUUUAUGCCAGUCCUCGUUUUGAAGAAAGAUGCAUUGUUUGGAAUAAUCUUAGGAUGUUAGCUAACAUGCAUGAUUUACCUUGGGCCCUUAUGGGGGACUUUAAUGAAGUUUUGUCUGAGGAUGAGAAAUAUGGGGGGAAUCCAAUCUGCCAAAGAAGGGUUAGGGCCAUUAAGGAAUGUAUGGAUGAUUGUAGGAUGAUGGACCUGGGGUUUUUAGGCCCAAAAUAUACUUGGACUAAUAAGAGGGAAUUGGGUAAUUUGAUUCAGUGUAGACUUGAUAGAUGUUGGGUUAAUCCGGGUUGGAAGGAAUUAUAUCCGGAAGCUAAUGUCACCCACUUAGCCAGGAUAAACUCAGAUCACUGUCCUCUUCUGCUUAGUUUGAAUCCUUUUUUAGGGUCCACUGCUGACAGACCUUUUAGAUUUCAGUCAAUUUGGCUGAGCCACAGUGACUUCCCAACUGUUGUGAGGGAUGCUUGGGCUGGUAGAGAAGAGAAUUUAGCUGAGGCAAUCUCUAGCUUCUCGACCAAAGCUCAAAGAUGGAACAGAGAAGUGUUUGGGAAUGUUUUUGCUAGAAAAAAGAAAAUUUUGGCCAGCCAGCUUGAAGAGGAGCUAUGGGCUUUGAAAUCCAGAACUAAUUGGAUUAUUUUGGGGGAGAGGAAUACUUCGUACUUUCAUGUUUCCACGCUCCGCAGAAGAAGCAAGAAUAAAAUUACCAGUAUACAAAAUAAUGAGGGUGAAUGGUGUCACAAUAUUGAGGAAGUGAAGGAAAUUUUUAAUACAAGCUUUAAGAAGCUGUAUACAUCCGAACAAGUGUUUUGUCCUAUUGCCCCCCAAUGGAGAUCGGAUUGGUGUGCCAAGCUCAGCCAUGAAGAUGCUGUUAGUAUGGAGAAUAUUCCCUCGGAUGGGGAAAUUUGGAAUGCUCUCAAAACAAUGAAGCCCUACAAAGCUCCUGGUGUUGACGGGCUUCAUGCGGGUUUUUUCCAGAGGUUCUAG
Messenger RNA from Quercus robur (English oak), 1251 nucleotides. RefSeq lists its product as uncharacterized. The record is from RefSeq and is a predicted model, not a curated record. Gene Ontology annotation, molecular function: catalytic activity. NCBI's taxonomy places the organism in Eukaryota, Viridiplantae, Streptophyta, Magnoliopsida, Fagales, Fagaceae. Bases 1 to 1251 code for a protein of 416 amino acids. The transcript has 2 exons.